Pyrenophora tritici-repentis Pt-1C-BFP is the source of this 933-nucleotide messenger RNA. Its product is annotated as mediator RNA polymerase II transcription subunit 10. NCBI's taxonomy places the organism in Eukaryota, Fungi, Ascomycota, Dothideomycetes, Pleosporales, Pleosporaceae. Gene Ontology annotation, molecular function: transcription coregulator activity. The record is from RefSeq and is a predicted model, not a curated record. Gene Ontology annotation, cellular component: mediator complex. Gene Ontology annotation, biological process: positive regulation of transcription by RNA polymerase II.
ACAGAACGGCAAACUUCUAGCAUCAGCAUGGCCACGAUAGAUCCUGAAGUGGCGAUAGUGACCGUGGAAGCGCAACUAAAAGACAUUGUGCAGAACCUCUACAACCUUAUCGUGCAAGCGUACGAUCACCAUGGCAGUAAGACACAAGAGGCCAUGAAGCGUGAGAUCCAAGUCCUCGUCCAGAACCUAGUACAACUGUCGCGAACGGCUCCUUCGAUACAGAUCAAUAUCCCACCGGAGGUCAUGAGUUAUGUUGAAAACUCGAGGAACCCCGAUAUCUUCACCCGCGAAUUUGUUGAGACUGUGCAAAGAAUGAAUCAAAUGCUAAACGGCCGAGUCGACGCAUACCGCAUGUUGCAGGAACAACUCGCGCGGCAAGUCUCUAGCGCCAUCCCAGAACUUAAGGAAGACGUUUCCUCUCUAGUCGAGGCUACCGGAGGCAGGGUGACAGUCUAACAGCCUUCUUCGUUUCCAUUAUUCUUAUUCGCAUUCAUAUGUUAGAUUAAACUUCUGGGCUUGGGUAAUUCUGGCAGUGACAACCCUGGGUUACAUCUGAACGCGACCUCAAAGACAGCUACGGAAUAUCGUUCAAACUGAAAAGAGUGGAUUUCAUUGCAUGGGGUUGAGUAUUGUCAAGCGACGCGGAGGAUCCCAUAACCAGUAGUCCGUCCAGACUGCGAGCACGUCUCAUCAACGCACUGUGUAUCGGUCCAGAUUCGAUGCCUUCGGUACAGUUGCAAAAGCAUACCGGAGCGGCAAACGAUGUUACAUUUUCAAAGUGCAAAUCAAGGUUUUGGAAUUGUUUCAUCCCCAACCCUGCAGGUACCCGGUUGAAGAUAAUAGCAGGGAUGGGUGUUAUCAAACGUCGAAAUUGCCAUACCCGCGACACCCAUGUCUUCAUAGCGAAAACCAGACCAAGCAAGAUGUUUCAAC